AUGAAAAUGUUCAGUUUUGCCAUAGGGCUACAAAUUUGGGGUCAAACAAAUUGUCAAAAAGAGUUCAACAAUUAUACAGUAAAUAAUACUCCAGAAGAUGGGAACUGUUUAUUUUCUGCAAUUGCAGACCAGAUUGGUAUCCCCAUGUCCAAUGCUUCUGCUGUUGAAUCGGAAGAAAAUAUUAAAAUAAUUUUUUCCGAAUAUGGAAGUUUAGAUAAUUAUUUGACCAUGAUGAGUAAAGAUCAUAAUUGGGGUGAUGGAAUCAUAAUUGAAGCAGCAGCAAGCUACUCUAAACGACCAGUGAAUGUAAUUAUUAAAAUAGGUAAUCAAAGUUUUGAUGCUAAACCUAUAAAUUUAGGUUACACAGAAAUAAAUUCUGGAGAGAAAAAAAAUCACUAUGUUAGUCUUUUCAUAAAUGAAUCAGUUCAAAUAACUGAAGAUACAAAUGAAAACAGUAGUUCUAUUAAAAUUAGUAAUGAAACGAGGUGUUCUGGAAAGAAUAAAGUUGACAUCGUUAGAAGGUUCAAAGACGAUUGGUCAGAACAAUAUUUUUGCAUUUUUGUAAAUAAUAUAAUUGUAUGUGUGAUAUAUUCCACAACCAUAGCAGUGGUUAAAGAGUAUAAUGUUAGAAGACAUUUUAAAACAUCACACAAAGAUUGGAAUAAAAAAUUUCCUAUUAACUCAAAAAUUAGAGAGAAUAAAUUGAGAGAAUGUAUUAAAAAGUUAGGGCAUCAGCAAGAGGAAUUGAGAAAGCACACUUCUCUAGAUGAUUAUACAAGAGCAUCUUUUAAAAUUGCUUGGCAAUUGGCAAUGGCUCGAAAAACCAUUUAG
Molecule: messenger RNA, 831 nt
Organism: Helobdella robusta
Lineage: Eukaryota; Metazoa; Annelida; Clitellata; Rhynchobdellida; Glossiphoniidae
Exons: 3
Coding region: 1-831 (276 amino acids)
Source: RefSeq, a predicted model, not a curated record